AAUGUCCAUUGAGGGAUCAACUGUCGUUUUUCAAUGGAGAAGGGCUGGUAACCUCACGCAGUGCAGUGGUCAUGGACAGGGCUUGCCCUGAGAAAUUAGACAGCAUAAUAAAUCCGUGAUUAGCGCACUACUUGGUUUUCUUUUCAUAUGAUGGGGCGGCAGGGUAGCCUAGUGGUUAGAGCGUUGGGCUAGUAACCGGAAGGUUGCAAGUUCAAACCCCUGAGCUGACAAGGUACAAAUCUGUCGUUUUGCCCCUGAACAGGCAGUUAACCCACUGUUCCUAGGCCAUUAUUGAAAAUAAUAAUUUGUUCUUAACUGACUUUCCUAGUUAAAUAAAGGUAAAAAUAUGAGAGUCAAUUCUUUUAAAAUUAAAUAUAUAUUUUUAUUUAUUGUGUACAGUCCACAUUAAUCAUGCUCUAUGAAACAGCCACUUUUCAUGUAAAUGCCCUGUGAUUUAUAAUACCCAAUGGAACAUUUUAUUUGACAAUCAAAUAGCAUAAUUAAUAAUCACUUACUGUAGAUAGACCACAGUUCAUUUAUUUGUUAUCGCUCUCAGUCAGAAAAGCCUGUGGAGGAUUCAGUCUUUAGAUUGUAAAAUCAAGAAGCACUACCAAUCGGUUUCUUGUCUUCAUGAAAUAUUGUUAUAGGGAGAGAAGGAGGGUAAGCAUAGAAUUACAUAUAUACUGAACAAAAAUAUAAACGCAACAAAGUGUUGGUCCCAUGUUUCAUGAGCUGAAACCAAAGAUCCCAGAAAUGUUCCAUACGGACAAAAAGCAGAUAUCGCUCAAAUGUUACGUACAAAUUGGUUUUACAUCCCUGUUAUUGAGCAUUUCUCCUUUGCCAAGAUAAUACAUUCACCUGACAACUGUGGCAUAUCAAGAAGCUGAUUAAACAGCAUGAUCAUUACACAGGGGGAGCAUGCAAUUGAAUGACUGCAGGAAUGUCCACCAGAGCUGUUGCCAGAGAAUUGAAUGUUAAUUUCUCUAUCAUAAACUGCCUCCAACGUUGUUUUAGAGAAUUUGAUAGUAUGUCCAACCGGCUUCACAACCGCAGACCACGUGUACUGCAGUCCACCGUGAAACCGACUUCAGUGGGCAAAUGCUCAUCUUCGAUGGCCACUGGCAAGCUGGAGAAGUUUGCUCUUCACGGAUGAAUCCCAGUUUCAACUGUACCGGGCAGAUGGCAUCGUGUGGGCGAAAUGUCAAUUUUGUGAACAGAGUGCCCCAUGGUGGUGGUGGGGUUAUGGUAUGGGCAGUCAUAAGCUACGGACAAUGAAAACAAUUGCAUUUUUAUCAAUGGCAAUUUGAAUGCACAGAGAUACCGUGAUGAGAUCCUGAGGCCCAUUGUCGUGCCAUUCAUCCGCCACCAUCACCUCAUGUUUCAGCAUAAUAAUGCACGGCCCCAUGUCGCAAGGAUCUGUGCACAAUUCCUAGAAGCUGAUAAUUUCCCAGUUCUUCCAUGGCCUGCAUACUCACCAGACAUGUCACCCAUUGAGCAUGUUUGGGAUGCUCUGGAUCGACGUGUAAGACAGCCUGUUCCAGUUCCCGCCAACAUCCAGGAACUUUGCACAGCCAUUGAAGAAGUGGCCACAAUCAACAGCCUGACCAACUCUAUGCGAAGGAGAAGUGUUGCACUGCAUGAGGCAAAUGGUGGUCACACCAGAUACUGACUGGUUUUCUGAUACAAAACCCUACUUUUUUUGUUAAAGGUAUCAGUGACCAACAGAUGCAUAUCUGUAUUCCCAGUCAUGUGAAAGCCAUAAAUUAGGGCCUAAUGAAUUUAUUUAAAUUGACAGAUUUUCUUAUAUGAACUGUAACAGUAAAAUCUUUGAAAUUGUUGCAUGUUGCAUUUAUAUUUUUGUUCAGUAUAGAACUCUAUAGAACUCGGUGGGAGUGAGACUUAGUAGCAAAGACAGAGUGUGUGGGGGAGGGGAGGUCAGCUACACAAGACCUCCCCUGAUAUACACUCAAUCAGCGCUCUAUGAUGAAUGAAUGGUCUAUGUACAUCCUCAUCAAACUUCUCACUAUUCAUCUUGUGUACUGUACUGUAUUUUACCUCAGAAAAAAAUGCACAGUCUAUUUUUAUGUAAACUGUAUGAGUCAGUGUAUUGUCAGUGUAUUUCACUGUACAUUAUCUGGGGUCCUUGGGAUGUCCGUACCUCUAGACCCUAACCUUACAUUUCAACUUGUAGUAUGGUAGGGACUUCCCAUGCAUUCCGGAUAGCAAGGGGCCUUUACACAAUGGACGAUCAUGUACACGUUACCACACUGCCAUCUAGUGGCCAAUUGAAUAACAGUAGAACCGUUUCAAAACAUUCCGAAACGUGUCGACUUGCUUGAACAUACCACGGAAGUGUGAGACAAACGUUGAGCGGCAUCUCCAGUCAAUCAGUUUCAUUAGUGAGCAUUUUCAUUUUAAAACGCUGUUUAUUUUUUACAGCUAAGGGAUAGCUAACGUCUUAAAACAGACACCGUUAAAGUGAAAUAUGCCUCGGAGAAAGAGGAAUGCUGGGAGCAGCUCCGACGGCACUGAGGAUUCCGACUUCUCUGCUGACCAUGAGCACACAGACCGAAUCGAGACCUAUGGGAGAACACGGAGGAACACGCGCCUCACCCGGGCAUCGCUGCGACUCAGCCAAAGUUCACAAGAUUCCAGCCCUGUCCAGAUCAGCCCAGCAGAGGUGGUGACCUUCUCUGCCCGGCGAGUGACCCGUAGCCGUAGUCUGCAGCAAGGGCCGCCGGUCACCCCCAAGAAAUACCCUCUGCGCCAGAGUCGCUCUUCGGGGUCGGACACGGAGCAGCAUGUGGAGGACCUGAAGCGAGCAGCAGACCAGGACGAGUCUCCGCCCCGCACCCCAACAGGGAACGCCCUCUCAUCGGAGUCGGACAUUGACGUGUCCAGCCCUAACGCCUCUCAUGACGAGAGCCUGGCCAAGGAGCUGUCACUCAAAGACACUGGCAGUGACCUCUCCCACAGGCCCAAGCGCCGCCGCUUCCACGAGAGCUACAACUUCAACAUGAAGUGCCCCACACCAGGCUGCAACUCUCUGGGCCAUUUGACAGGGAAACAUGAGAGGCACUUCUCAAUAUCUGGCUGCCCUCUCUUCCACAACCUCUCUGUAGAUGAAUGCAAGACGAGGGCCUCCUCUCGUGACAAACAGGUGGAGGAGCGGACAUUGUCCCACCGGCAGGAUGAGAACAGACACGGUACCCGUCACCAGGCCCCAACGGAGAGACAGAUGAGGUACAAGGAGAAGGUGACGGAAAUGAGGAAGAAGAGGAACUCGGGUCUGCUAAAAGAGCAGAAAGACCAGUACAUGGAUCACCGGCAGUCCCACGGCAACAACCGAGAGCCCCUCCUGGAGAACAUCACAAGUGAUUACGACCUGGAGCUCUUUCGAAAAGCCCAGGCACGUGCUUCGGAGGAUCUUGAGAAGCUGCAGGGCCAGGUGGCGGAGGGCAGCAACAUGAUCAAGACCAUCGUGUUUGGCCGCUACGAGCUGGACACCUGGUACCACUCGCCCUACCCCGAGGAGUACGCCCGCCUGGGACGCCUCUACAUGUGUGAGUUCUGCCUCAAGUACAUGAAGAGUCUGACCAUCCUGCGUCGGCACAUGGCCAAGUGUGUCUGGAAACACCCACCAGGGGAUGAGAUCUAUCGAAAGGGAAACAUCUCCGUCUUUGAGGUGGACGGUAAAAAGAACAAGAUCUACUGCCAAAACCUGUGCCUUCUGGCUAAGCUCUUCCUGGACCACAAGACCCUAUACUACGACGUGGAGCCCUUCCUCUUCUACGUCAUGACAGAGGCUGACAACACCGGCUGCCAUCUUGUUGGCUACUUCUCAAAGGAGAAGAACUCGUUCCUGAACUACAAUGUCUCCUGUAUCCUCACCAUGCCACAGUACAUGAGGCAGGGCUACGGAAAGAUGCUGAUUGACUUCAGUUACUUACUGUCUAAAGUGGAGGAGAAGGUGGGCUCUCCAGAGCGGCCCCUCUCAGACCUGGGCCUAAUCAGCUACAGGUCCUACUGGAAGGAGGUGCUGCUGCGCUACCUCAACCAGUUCCAGGGGAAGGAGAUCUCCAUCAAGGAGAUCAGCCAGGAGACAGCCGUUAACCCAGUGGACAUCGUCAGCACCCUGCAGUCCCUCCAGAUGCUCAAGUACUGGAAAGGGAAGCACCUGGUCUUGAAGAGACAGGACCUAAUCGACGACUGGAAAGCCAAGGAGACCAAGCGCGGCAGCAGCAAGACUAUUGAACCCACUGCCUUAAAGUGGACCCCACCUAAAGGAACAUAGGACACUUCUUCCCCCUACACCGUACCACACCAACUCUCCAAUACAAUGACCUGGGUUCAAAGCUCACUAUCAGAAUAGUUUACUUCAAACAACUUUUUGAUCAGUACACUGUGUUAGUGCAGAAUUAUUGAUCAUGAUUAUUGAGAGUCCUAACCAGGCUUAAGUAGUAGAUCAUAAUAGCAACAAGAAUACUGAUGGUGGGUUGCUUGAAUCCAGACCCUAGCUUGCCUCACACAACUUCUCAGUAGAACCGUAUUAACCUAGUGAGCCAGUCAGUUAGUACGUAUGGGAAUAUAGCUGUCUUUCUGGGGAGGGGUUAAGGUAACACCACAAUGUAUCCAUGUGUCUUGAUUGUCUUUAAUAUUUUCUGUUUGGUUUGGGCUUUAUUUUACUUUAUUUUUUUAUAUAUGUUUUCAACUUCUGUUUGGUUUUACCACUGUUUUAAGCUGUUUUGGCUAAUGUCCUUUUUUAAGCUAUUUUACAUUUGGCUUCCUGAAAGAUUGCCAAUUCCCUUUCUUCCCCUUCUCUCCACAGUGUGCACUCUUUCAAGUAUUUAAAAGCAUCGGACUGGUGAAAACGUUGGCUGGAGGAAGUUCCUGACCCCAAUCCCUUCCUUUUAAAUCCAUGAGGAAGAGUGCACAAGUAAACACUUUGUGGGAGGAGGAGAAGAACUGGAAUUCUCAGUCAGGCUCUGCCUGAGGCCGAAGUGCGAAUUUGAUGUCAAGUUCAAGUCAUGCUGUCAAUAUAUUUAAAUGAUGGAGAGAAGAUUUUAUAGUACAGGUUUGGCAAGACAAAGUAUAUUUGAAGAAAGUUUUUAAAAUGUGCAGGACUGGUUUCCUAGCCGUACUGAGAACUAGAUUUGAACGUGUUAUUUAGAAGAGAUUUUCUCUAACAUGUUGCAGAGGAACAAGCAAAUGCAUGUAGUACACAGCAAAAUAGACUAUUUGUCUUGCGCUGUGGUCAACCCAUUUUAUGUCUGUUUAUGUGUAAAAGGAUAAAAUAAUGGAUGUUACUGACUGUUAGACUGAUUGUGCAUAUACAUGGGAUGAAACCAGAAAUGACCUCCAUCUGCUGUGUGUAUAUAAAGAUUUAGAGUUUCCACAGCGACGUAUGGCCCUCAUCUCAAGAAUUUAUAGCCACAAUAGGGCAACAAAUAUAUAAAGUGCACAUCUUUAUAGUUGCAGAAGAAAUGGCCUUUACUGACCAUAUGUCAAAAGUGAACUCUUUAUUAACACCGUAAAGGAUUCACAAACGUCACUGUCAUUCUGAAAUAGUGUUAAUCAUUGUGUAGAGUUUUGAUUUUUUUAUUCCGUUGUGUUUCUUUCUGGGUUCUUUCUUGUGUGUUUAAAAAAAUAAGCUAUUUGAUCUGUGUAUUUGUAUGUCAGAGGGGAGAAACUAAACAAGCUCAGAAUCUGAGAGGAGGUAUUUCUUCAAGGCUGCCAAAUAGACUGUAUAUUUCACCGUCAUAUUUCAAUGCAUCCAGGUUGAACUGGGAAACUAAUACUCCAAUAAUAUGGCGUUAUGAUUCUUUUCAGAAUAUAAGCACUCGUGUUGGAUGUCCAAUUUAAAUUGCAUGUUAACAUAGUUUUGGGCCAGUCCGGCUUCAUUCAUUCCUUCUGCUUUUGAAUGUUAAGUAAAAGGCCUUGAAAUAUACCUGCCCAUCAGACUGUUUACUUCCUUAUUUUGACUCUCUAAAACUAGAUUGUACACUGUCCACUAUAUUAUGGGGUAUGAUUUUGAUUUAGUUGCAAAGUUCAUGGUUCUUCAAAGAGUCUGUAUAAUGGCAGCAUCUUUGGCAUGAAUAGAUGCUAACUUGGCCUAACAUCACACAGAGGUAUUAUAGCAGGUCAACUUGCAGCUCAUUUCACUGUACAUUUUAUUGGAACCUGAGAACACACUGCUACAACAGGUCAACUGUUAAUUUCCCCAAAACAAUUAUCCGUUACCUCUGCCUUUCAUAUUUUGCCUCCCAACAGGUUGCUGUGUUGUCUUGAUGUUUCCUCCUGUGCCAGUCAUGGCAGCUAUAGAAAGACACUCCAGAACAGCUCAGUUUAUCUGAAACCAGUGUGUGUGGUCAUAAUGUUCACCAUCAUACAAGCAUUUGUUCUUCAAUAAGCUAUCAAAAGAGCAGUAGACCACUGUUGCUGCACAGCAGUCAGCAGUACCUCUGUACAGCAUUAAUAUGUAGAUAAGUUGUGUGCACCUGCUUUUGUACUUGCUUCCUCUCCAAUAAAUCUAAACUCCAAAAUGUCUUGA
Oncorhynchus nerka (sockeye salmon) is the source of this 6550-nucleotide messenger RNA. RefSeq names its product histone acetyltransferase KAT7-like. Gene Ontology annotation, cellular component: chromatin; nucleus. Gene Ontology annotation, molecular function: zinc ion binding; histone acetyltransferase activity; transcription coregulator activity. The transcript is spliced from 14 exons. Gene Ontology annotation, biological process: positive regulation of transcription by RNA polymerase II; negative regulation of DNA-templated transcription. Lineage: Eukaryota; Metazoa; Chordata; Actinopteri; Salmoniformes; Salmonidae. Bases 2486 to 4294 code for a protein of 602 amino acids. The record is from RefSeq and is a predicted model, not a curated record.